AUCAUCAUAACAUAUUUGUGUAGUUUGCUGAUUCCUGCGAGUAAUCCUAACCAAAUAAAACUUGAUCAUUUCGUAUUUUAUAAUUUUUAGUAAAUAUAUAAUUGUACUCGAAGGUUUUAAGAAUUACAUCUUUAGUUACCUAGAUUUUUGUAAAAAAAAUUAUAAUUGUGUCAUAUGACUUACAGGCAUUUUAAUUCUUUAAGUCCGAGAAAAUGACUACAUAUUUUACAAUGAAAUAAAUGAAGAUUUAUGAAGAAUAAAUAUAUUAUGGCCACAAAUACUAAUGGAGUUUAUAAUUUUAAAGUUGUUCUGUUAGGGGAAGGUUGUGUGGGAAAAACUAGUUUAGUUCUUCGUUAUGUUGAAGAUAAAUUUAAUACAAGUCACAUUACUACUAUUCAGGCGUCCUUUUUAAAUAAAAAAAUUAAUUUGGGUGGUGAUCAUAUAAAUUUGGCUAUUUGGGACACUGCUGGUCAAGAAAAAUUUCAUGCACUGGGUCCUAUAUAUUACAGGUCUGCGAAUGGAGCUGUUUUAGUUUAUGACAUAACAGAUGAGGAUUCUUUUCAGAAAGUAAAAAAUUGGGUUAAGGAAUUAAGAAAGAUAUUGGGAGCAGGUAUAUGUCUGGUAAUUGUUGGAAAUAAAAUUGAUCUUGCUAAAAACAGACAUGUAACUUUAGAAGAAGCUGUAAUGUAUUCUAAAAAAGUUGGGGCCAUCCAUUUUGAAACUUCAGCUAAAUUCAAUGAAGGAGUAGAUGAAAUGUUUCUAACACUUACCGAGAAGAUGUUAUUUAACUAUAAAGUAAAAGCUGACAGUUCAUCUUGUGAUAAUCUGAAUUUGCAAAAAUCCAGUAUUUCCAUAGUUGAUGAUCAAUCAAACUCGACCAGAAAUUGUUGUGGUAGUGCUUAGACUAUAGAUAUGUACAAAAUGUAAAUAUUUUAUGUAUAUACAGAAUCACCAGUAGACAGCAUAUGGGAAAAUUUUAUAUGAAUGGAUUUUAGAAACAUUUAAUUUUGGCAAUCGUUUGUGUUUAAAAAAAUGUGUAUGAAAUAAAACUUAUGAUUUCUUGUAUCCUGUAUUUGACAGAGAUUUAAUAUAGAUAAUCACCUGAUUGUAUAUGUGCAUGUUAUUAGGUAAUGUUUUUUGAGCAUAAACGACGGACAAAUUUUUGUCAUAUAAUUCGUACUUUGUUGAUAUCGUACGAGUUUAUCGGUCAAACGGACAAAAUUGGAUUGGUUUGCUUUAAUUACACGCAAUAUCGAAAAAUGGUUUGAUUUUUGCCAAGGGCUUUCAAGUAAUUAUUGUUUUUACAUAAUUAUAUAUUAUACAUAUGAGACAUUUUUAUUUUUGAAUUUACCGCAUUCUAAUA
This is a messenger RNA of Anoplophora glabripennis (Asian longhorned beetle), 1363 nucleotides long. It is a transcript of the gene Rab21, whose product is annotated as ras-related protein Rab-21. Gene Ontology annotation, biological process: Rab protein signal transduction. Lineage: Eukaryota; Metazoa; Arthropoda; Insecta; Coleoptera; Cerambycidae. The coding region runs from base 250 to 903 and encodes 217 amino acids. Gene Ontology annotation, molecular function: GTPase activity; GTP binding. The record is from RefSeq and is a predicted model, not a curated record. The transcript has 3 exons.